This is a messenger RNA of Amoebophrya sp. A120, 4723 nucleotides long. Lineage: Eukaryota; Dinophyceae; Syndiniales; Amoebophryaceae. The record is from the annotation of a GenBank genome assembly.
CCCUACUCGCGACAUCGAAACAGCCUAGAGCUGCGGCACCAGUGUUUUGAUGUGCUUCGGUCAACAUUUUCCGCUUGCAACAAUCAAUAAAGAAGCAACCUAACCUUGUCGUGGGAGAAAUAGAAUUCUCUACCACACGACCAUGGUAGACGUGGUCAAAACACCAGCGCAGCUGCCUCUCACCACGCCCGACAGUCCGUCGGUUUCUUCCUCUUCAAGGAAAAGGCGACGAGAAACUCGCGCCACCGCCAUGCGCGCUUCCGUCGCAAAAGUUUUCUGCGCGACCGCCGCAGUGGCCUCCAGGGCGCAGCAGAAUGGCUGGGGAGCAAGCAAGUAAGUACCUGCUUUUGGAGUUGAUGUUGAGGCGAGGAACAAGAAGCAUUUUUCCAUUUGAAUGAUUUGCAUUUUCUUUUUACCAUGCAUAGUUGUAGCACCACAUCUUCAGGUACGCUCCACCCCGUAUAGAAGAGACCAUCGUGGAUUCACCGAUAAGUGUCGAGACGGGCUUCAACUGGGUCGGGAGCAACAAAAACACCAUGCUGCUGCACACAACGGCAGAUAAGAUGUACCGAAGUAGCGACUCAGGCUUUCUGUGGAUGGACAUAACGAAGGAUCUGGAUCCAAAGUACGAGAUAUGUUGCUUUACUACUUUUGUAAUCGCGCAUUAGAGAUAAUUGAGAGUUUGUCCUCAAUGGGGAAUACCUGUGCUACCCAUGCGACAUUGCCACUAUUCGGAAGAAAAACUUCGCAACUUCAGGGCCACCGGUCCGAAGGACACGGCGGGUGUGUCUCACAUCGAAAUAAGUCCGGCGGACAAGAGCGUCGUUCUCGCGGUGGGCACGGACAAGACGCACUACAUAAGCGAGAACGCGGGCGUGUCCUGGCGAAAAAUAGUGUCGAAAAACAAAAUCAAAAUGAUGGCGUUCCACCCCACGAGACGGAAUUGGCUACUUGUCACCAGUUGGACCACGGAGUGCGACAAAGUGUCAAAAAAGGAGAGCGGGUUAGGAGACAACACAUGCACACACAUGGCCUGGGUCACCAAGGACCUAGGCUACUCUUUUACGCUCAUUGACACGUAUAAUUGGUUGUAGCUAUGCUUGAUGUUGCUAGAUGGAAAUUUUUUGCCCGUGGUCAUUCAUACUGUCGAACAAGGAAAGAGAUUCUUUUUCUACUGCUUCGGCUUGUUUCUCUUCGGCACACUAUGACUAUCGCCUUCAUCUAAUAAAAACAGUUACAUCGUCCAAGUGUCCUGGGGUACUGAAGCGCAUCAACAGCAGGACUCCGUCUAUUUCACGCACUAUAACAAAAAGUCCGGGAACCAGCCCAACACGCCGCACUUCACGCACCCAAUAGAAUUUUCCGUGACGCACAACCAGGGCAAAACGUCGACGACGCUGCUGGAGAAGGGGAACAGAUUCAUGAUCAGCGACAAGUACAUCUUUUGCGCGACCAUGAGACAGCAGGACGACUUGACAAAUUUGGCGUUGAUGGUCAGCAACGACGGAGGAAGCACCUUCCAGCCCGCACAGAUCCCGGAGAAACUAGAGCAGAAGGGCUACACCAUCGUGGACACCAGUGAGGGGGUAUAGAAAUUCUGAUUCUAGUGGAUGUUGUGGCUUGAUGUUGAUCUAACGUGCCAACAAUGUAGUUCAACCGCGACCUAGUACGUGUGCGAAUACUUUAUCCUGUCCAGCAUGAGAGAGUAGGUCAAUUGUUCACGAGAAACUUCUCUGUCAAACAGGAAGUCAUGCUCGAAGUGAGACACGGGAGCGCCAGACACGGCAACGUCUACGUCUCCGAUGAACCAGGUGUGCGGUACACGAGGGCGCUGUGGCAGGCGGAAGAAAACUCCGUCUCGAAAGUAGCCGGGAUCGACGGGGUAUUUGCGAGUCUGUAAAACUUUGUUUUUGCUCCUGAUGCGGCCCAAUAGCGAAUGGUGACCCGACUCGUCAAUCGGGAUGCAUCGACCCAAGUGGUUUGACUGUGAUGUAGGUGAAAAACAAAAUUUCCUCCAGAUCUACAUGGCCAACGUCCGCAUGGACGCCUCUGCGGCCGUCGGGGACCACGCGCAUGGCACGAGACACGAACUCGCGGAGGAGGAUAUGGAGGAAAACGCGGCGGCACCAAAAAAAGCUGCAAAGCCCGGCAAGAAGGAAGACGUGAUAAGGACUGUGAUUAGUUUUGACAAGGGCGGGUUUUGGGAGCAGAUACAAGGUAACUUUUAUUCUGUCUUUUUUGGAUGACGAAGCUAAUCCUAAUUUCGACCUGCGUGAAGAUUGUUACUAUGAAGCAAUAGUAGAAACAGAACCAAGAAUUUGUCUUUUUCUCAAGGUCCCCGUUUGGAUUCCCUCGGCCAACCGAUCACGGACUGCGCAGAUUCACAAAACUGCUACUUGCACCUUCACGACAUGAUGAGCUACCGGACUUUCCCCGGAUUCUACUCCCUCGACAACGCAGUCGGGAUCAUCAUAGCAACAGGCAACAUGGGCGAUAGCAUGCGAUGGGAGACCGAUUUGACCCAUACGUAUCUAAGCAAGGACGCCGGCGUUACGUGGUCAGAGGUAAGUACAAGUAGUGGUUUUUGAUGUUACAGCGUUUAUCCGAAGUGAAGCAGCUGAAGCAAUUUGCUGUUUCGAUCUGUCAAACAGCAGGAAGUCUUGUUGCCAACAACAAGAAAAUCAAAAAAUAUCUAUCACCUUCACAGAUUCAUCGCAAGCCGAUGAUUUACGAAAUUGGCGACCACGGUGGGAUUUUAGUGAUGGCAUCCAACAACGAGGCAACGAAUGAAGUGCUUUACAGCUGGAACGAGGGCGAGAAAUGGCAGACGUUGCAGAUGGACCAACAGGGCAGAAAAUUCAACGUGGACAACAUUAUCAUUGAGCCCGGCGCGACUUCCGUCGUCUUCAUCGUGCACGGAACCCGGGGUGGGAAAGGUAUCGUCGCAAUUGCUAGUGUGUGUGAUCUGCAUGACAGCCUAUUGCGCAGCCGCGCUUUGUAUAAGAUUCUGGUUCUCAUCCGCCUGCGCGAGGGAUUCGUAGUAAGUCCAAAUCAAACUAAGUACUUCUGUUAUCGCCCUAACACCAGGCGUUCUCUACCACCUCGACUUUUCCGUCAUGGGCAUCCCGAUGUGCAACGAAGUCUGGUCCCCGGGCUCCGUGGCCUCCGAUUACGUCCUCUGGUCGCCAACCGACACGAAAAACUCCGACCAGUGUCUGAUGGGGAAGCAAGUCACCUACACGAGGAGAAAACCCACCGCGGAGUGCUUCAACGGGGAGCAGUUUGAGCGCCCGGUGCAAAAGAAGAACUGCCAGUGCACACAGGAAGACUACAUGUGCGAGCUGGGGUUCACCCGGGAGGUCGGGGCCAUGGAGUGCACCCAGGUGGUGGUAGAAGCGGACUCCACGGAGGAGGAGGUAAUACCCGAGGAGUGCAAGGACGGGUCACUCUACUACACACCAGCGGCGUAUCGGAAAGUGCCGGGGGACGUAUACAGGAUUUUUUAUUUGAUGAUCAACGAGCGAAUUAGGUCCACAUGAGAAAUGCGUUUGCUGUUCAUGCAUGCUUGCGCACCAUCAGUAGAAGUUCAAGUUUCAUUUCUUUCCACGACAUCGUCAUGCUCGUCAUAAAGCCUCGAUCAUCCUCGACUACAUUACCCACAGGCCUGCGAGGGCGGGUGGAUGGCGCAGAACCCGACCAUAGGCUGUCCGGCGAAUUCUGCGGUGCAUCACUUAGGCAGACUGGUUCUCCUCCUUUUCAUCGUCGGCGCGGUCUAUUUCGGGUACAAAAACGCGGACACCGUGAACUUCUUUGCGAAGAAGGGAAUAGAGAGGUUCAACCAAGUGAAAUACCAGAAACUCGGGCCGAACGCGGGGGACUUGGAGCACCAGGGCAUCGAUCACGCACUGGAUACCUUUGUCGACCGGGACGACUUUUUGCACUCCACCACCUACGACGAAGACGCGCCGGCGGUGUUCGAGCUGGAGGAGGAGGCGCCGAAGAUGGUCCGCGGGCAGGCGGAUUCGCUGACGACACCCAUUCCAGCGCUGUUUGCGCCCAGAAGUAGUGCGUCGGAGCAGGUGCAAACGUUCGGAACCAUGGACGAUCUGUUGUAGGCUGCCGGCGGCGGUAGCGGCGAGAUCAUGAAACUGCGGGUUUUUGGUUUUGCGAAGUACUUUACAAAUUUUAGGCUUCUCGAAGAAAUUAAGCUUAGAUCUGAAUGUUCCCCUGAUUUUCACAAGAAACGUCUGAGGUGACAGCGACUGCCUUGCUGAAUGUGCUUUAGAAAGUAAUGAAUGUGGGAAACGUCGGUGCCUGUGAGUUCAAAGGAACGCAGGCGAGAAAAGACAAGGUUUUGAAACUUUUUUAACUCAGCAAGAUCGUCAUAAAAUACAGAAAAUCCUACACACCACAUAGGCGUUGUUUUCGUGUUUUUGGUCAACGCUCGGCUUCCAAGCAGGUUGCUCAGUCAAAGGUAUUGAGCGCUUCUUUCUAAGAGGCCAGAGCGCUGGAUCGGUUUUCGAAAAAUGCUUUUGGUUUUGCAAUAUCAACUCCAGAUUCUACUGUAUCUUUAUUAAGAAUUGCUAUCGAUCUGUGUCACAAUGUGGCUUCUAUGCGGAUUCAUUGUUUUGCGAUUACUGACAUUACGAGAGACUCUUUGUCCCCAUUCAAGAUGUGGUUUUUCUUGGUUGGCAAAUAACUUGAUGACGAUGACACACCUGAU